AUGAAGGGAAAAGAAGGGUUUAAUUUUACAUUUUUUGAAUGGGAAAAUAAAGGAGUGUUUGAAAAUCGAAAUAUUAUCGUAAAACACCGCAAAGGACCGCUUUUAUCGGAAAGAGAAGUUUUAAGGCCAAUUCAUAAUAAUUUCGAAGAAAAUUCAAAAUUGAAAAGUCGGCCUUUUACACAGAGAAAUUAUCGAAUGAAGUCUAUUGAUAAACCUGAUUUUUUGGAUAAUUUAGUUUCAAGCUCAAAUAGAAAUGAAAUGAUCCCUAGGUCUAAAAGUUUUAUAAAUUCAAAAAUUGAACAAAGCAUUUUUCGACAUUUGAAAAUGCACCCAAAAAUAGCGAAAAGUGGCAAACUACCACAGAUAUUAAGAAAUGUAAAUAGAAGUGACUGGACCUUAGAUCAAAAUCUCCCAAUUAUUGGAAGAAAGUUUAAAAGAUUGUAA
Blepharisma stoltei is the source of this 444-nucleotide messenger RNA. The record is from the annotation of a GenBank genome assembly. NCBI's taxonomy places the organism in Eukaryota, Ciliophora, Heterotrichea, Heterotrichida, Blepharismidae.